UAACGAUUGAACACCAGCGACCGUCAACCACCAUUUGUCUCCUUCGCGGAAGAUUUCAUCAUUACAAAGUAUGUUCGCGCUACUUUGGUUCGGUGCGAUUCAAGAGACUACACUUCCUUCCUUCGUCCAGCUAUGGCAUAUCAAGGUCGGUGGCUGGCUGGUAGGAAUAGCGCUGAUGUUUGUUUGGCGUUUCUUAUAUCUCAUCCACCUCAUGUUCACGACAUUCACCCCAGCAUAUUGCAAUGUUUACAAGACUGGUCUUUGUAGGCCAUGAGCUUGGUAUGUCAAAGAUGUCCGAUUCAACGAGUUUAUCGGCCAUGGGAAUGCGUAUUCUCUAGACGUAGAUCAGAUUUGAGGCAAGCAGAAUGUUGGUGAUAGGUACGGUG
This is a messenger RNA of Macroventuria anomochaeta, 386 nucleotides long. RefSeq lists its product as uncharacterized. NCBI's taxonomy places the organism in Eukaryota, Fungi, Ascomycota, Dothideomycetes, Pleosporales, Didymellaceae. The record is from RefSeq and is a predicted model, not a curated record. The transcript has a single exon. The coding region runs from base 71 to 274 and encodes 67 amino acids.